CAAUUCAGAGGCUGCUUGCUUAGCACAAUGGCUCUAGCCUUUCUGUGUGGAAUACUGCUAUGGUUGCAUAUCCCCUUGGUUUCUUCGUUGAAUCCCAAAUCGCAGUCUUUGCUUCAGGUUUCGUCUCAGACACCAAGUUCAAGCUUGCAAGACGUCUUCCAGGUCUACACGCCAUUACAAUUCGACCCCAGUGGAGAAAAUAGCUGCAAUGUCGAGCUAUUGCUUAUGGAUCAUGUUUUUGGGGCAAGUUACGGAUUGCCGUUCGUGGGCGACUAUGAACCCCCAAGUUGUGACUUUGAUACCGUUCGGAUCAAUUUAACGGUCACUUCCCAGGGGAGACAAUAUGAUCGACUGGCAUUGAUGUAUCUCGGGGACAAUGAAGUUUUCCGGACUUCGACAGCAGAGCCGACAACAAACGGAAUUGUCUGGACUUAUAUCAAGGAGAUGUCUCAAUACAACUCACUCUGGAAAACCCCCCAGAAGCUGAUCUUUGACCUGGGCAAUAUCAUAAAUGACGUUUACACCGGUUCGUUCAAUGUGACUUUGACAGCACACUUCUCCUACGGACAAGCUGCGAGAACUGCGGAUAUCAUAUUGCCCAUAUCUUCUCAAAAGUCUGCGUCAGAUUCUUCGAGUGCGUUUUCGGUGCCAACAGACAAUACGACUGUGAUGUUCAAGAUUCCGGCUGCAGCAUCGCGCGCCGUUGUGUCGAUCUCGGCAUGCGGUCAAUCAGAGGAAGAGUUCUGGUGGUCUAAUGUAUUUAACCAAGACACUCAAGACUUUGAAAGUACCGUGGGUGAACUUUAUGGAUACACUCCGUUCCGAGAAAUUCAACUUUAUAUUGAUGGCAUCCUUGCCGGGCUAGUCUGGCCAUUUCCCGUCAUCUUCACGGGAGGCGUAGCUCCGGGUUACUGGCGUCCCAUUGUUGGUAUUGAUGCAUUCGAUCUCCGCCAGCCAGAGAUUGAUAUUUCUCCCUAUCUUCCCAUGCUACAAGAUGGUGAACUGCAUUCAUUUGAAAUCCGAGUGACUGGUCUCAGUGUCUCGGCCGAUGGAACAGCUACCCUGGCAAACACUGUUGGUUCAUACUGGGUUGUCACAGGAAAUAUCUUCCUCUAUUUUGAGGAGGGCUCUUCCUCCAAGGCUGUCACUAAAGAAGACAGACAAGGCCCACAAGUGGAGGCACCUUUACCAACGUUUUCAAUCUCUCGAAAACUUGCGCACAAUGCUACUGGAGGGAAUGACUCUUUAUCAUACUCCGUGGUGGCCGAGAGAACAUUCAAAGCAGAGUCUUCUCAAUUUUCAUGGUCUCAAAAAUUGUCUUUCUCCAACUAUGGCCUUCUCAAUCAACAGGGAUACAGCCAAGUCAAUACACAGCUUACUACUGGAAUGAACAUUAUCACCGAGCGUGGCGACACAUACACCUCAAACAGAACUUCCUUCGAAUACCCAUUGGUUGUGAACGCAACCUACGGCAUUACUACAAAGGAGCUGACAAUCAACUCUUCGAUGUCGAGAGGCUUCAACUUCGAGACAACCGGAGGACUCGGAGUUUCCACUUACAGCUUAACCUCAGGACCAUCGUAUCUUCGCACUACUCAAUCUGGAAAAGCACAAUACAGAUCAGUUUCUGGUGGAUCUUCAACUUCAUGGGGUGACACGGUUGAGAAAUAUCAAAGCGAAACGAAUGGAAAAGCGUACCAGCAGUCUGUUCACGCAGUUAAUGGGACUGUCCUGUAUAAUAUGGAUUCCCAAGACAAGGCCCAAACAUCUUCACAAAACCAGGAAUCAGGGCGAGGCAGUGUGAGAGCUAUUCUUGGAAAGGGACCUGGGUCUCCUGCACCUUAG
This is a messenger RNA of Penicillium nucicola, 1845 nucleotides long. RefSeq lists its product as uncharacterized. Lineage: Eukaryota; Fungi; Ascomycota; Eurotiomycetes; Eurotiales; Aspergillaceae. The transcript has 2 exons. The annotation marks the transcript as partial. The record is from RefSeq and is a predicted model, not a curated record.